This is a messenger RNA of Paramecium pentaurelia, 809 nucleotides long. Lineage: Eukaryota; Ciliophora; Oligohymenophorea; Peniculida; Parameciidae. The record is from the annotation of a GenBank genome assembly.
UGUAAUGAAGUUAUACGUUCUUAUUCUUAUUGUUUCUUUAGUGUUAGCUUAAGCAUAAGAAGACAUCAAAUAAAAGGAAAAUACUUAAUAGGAAUCUGAAAAUCUUAAAGAUGAAUUAAUAAGCAACACAUCGAGUGAAGGCAAAUCAAAAUAAAGAACCAAGGAAGAAAUAAUCAAAGAAAGAGAUACUUUAUAAACUUUAUUAAAGACUUUGAAUUAUUCUUGUAUAGUUCUAGCUAGAAUGUAACUAUCUAGAUAUAAGUCUGAGUUAAUGAAAGUUAUAGAGAGGUAAUUCAUAUCUAUCAAAAUAGUCAUUAAACUAAAUAGGAAUAAAGUAUAGUGUGGAAGAAAAUAUAUACUUCAUAUGUUAAUUAGUGUUAAAAGAGUAUAACAUAUGAUGAUAGUGUCAAAGUAAAAUUAUUCUAAUAUCUAAGAUCUUUUCUUAAAUUUAAUCUAAAGAAUUUAAAUUUGAUGAUUAUAGAUUUAUUUAUGAAAAUAUGACAUUAGAAGAUUAUAGCAGUGAUAAAGUUGAUAUGCAUAUUACUUAAGCAGAAGAAAGAAUAUGGUCAUAUAUACAGGAUUUUGAGAAAGCUAUGGAUUCAAAGGAUGAAGAAGAGGAUGAUGAUUCAUAAUUCAAAAGAAAUUUUGAUUUAGAACCUAAAGUAUUUGGAUUUUCUUUAAAAUCAGUAAAAUCUUUACAAUACAUUAUGUUCUUUUUAUUUAUUUCUUUUAUUAUAUUUUUGGGUUAUAUAGCAUUCAAAAAAUUACCCAAAUAAUAUGAAGAUUAAAAAAAGAAAAAAAGAAAUUGA